Messenger RNA from Cyphellophora attinorum, 777 nucleotides. RefSeq lists its product as uncharacterized. Bases 1 to 777 code for a protein of 258 amino acids. The record is from RefSeq and is a predicted model, not a curated record. Gene Ontology annotation, molecular function: protein binding. Lineage: Eukaryota; Fungi; Ascomycota; Eurotiomycetes; Chaetothyriales; Cyphellophoraceae. The transcript has 2 exons.
AUGUUCAAGCGAUCGUUUAACACCAAGGACGGUCGUGUGACCAAGCCGUUGAAGGCGACCAAGAAUGCCUAUCCCGAACAUUUGAAGAGGAAGAUGCAGGAGAGCAUGGAAAGUCCGCCGAUCGGAAGUUCUCUGACCAGCCCCAUCAUCACUAUCGUGGUGGGUCGUGAGCAGCGUCUUUUCGCUGCCCAUGAGGACGUUCUAUGCAAUUCACCUUAUUUCGCCACCGCCUUGAAAGGUCACUUUCUUGAUGGCGGCGCAAAGAAGCUGAUCCUGCCUGACGAAGAGCCCGAGAUCCUGUCGGCAAUCCUCGAGUUCCUGUAUAAGGGUGAUUAUUAUCCUCGAUUGUUGCACAAUAAGAGACGUAACACCUGGGAUCUCGAAGAUGCAGAUACUAAACCUGGUGGUCGCGGACACACUGAGUCAAGUAUCUAUCUGUCCAGUCUUGGUGGCGAUGUCCUUCGCGACACCGUCGUCUAUUGUGCAGCUGAGAAGUACGGCUUGGACGAGCUGAAGCGCCUUGCUCUUCGGAAACAAGGUCUGCAGUCUGGUAUACAGGUCGACGUCAUCUUGCGCUCAGCACGAUACUGCUAUGCAGCGACACCAGAUACCGAAUCACGUCUCCGCGCUCAUUAUCUUGCUCUGAUCAUCCGAAGUCGCAAGACUUUCAAGAGGAGCGGAACCAUGCAGAUGGAAAUGGAGAAUGGGGGCAAAUUGUUCUUCGAUCUUUUCGUAGCAAUGUGCAACCACAUCGACGACAUUGUCGAGAUCAGGUAG